Emiliania huxleyi CCMP1516 is the source of this 1074-nucleotide messenger RNA. RefSeq lists its product as hypothetical. The transcript is spliced from 2 exons. The record is from RefSeq and is a predicted model, not a curated record. Bases 1 to 1074 code for a protein of 357 amino acids. Gene Ontology annotation, biological process: negative regulation of DNA-templated transcription. Lineage: Eukaryota; Haptophyta; Isochrysidales; Noelaerhabdaceae.
AUGCCAGCCACCAAGCGACUGUCGAUCUCAGAGUUCCACCGCCUCGUCGCCGUGUCUGAGCCGGCGGGCGGCGAGGAGGCGCUGCCGCGCGGCCCGUCUGGCGACGUGGGCCGGCGGGCGGUGCCGGGCACGCGGCGGUGGAUCUCCAAGGGCGAUGGCGAUAUGCAGCUGGUCGUGAGCGAGCUCGCGGUGCCCGAGGGCUCGGGCGCGCCAGUGGUGGAGACGGUCGAAGGCUUCAAGCAGGCGUUCGACCUCAUCGUGGACGAGUACCUAAACGGGUUCGACGCGAGCGAGGCGUGCCGGUGCGUGCUCGAGCUGCAGGCGCCGCAGUUCCACUUCCAGGUUGUCAAGCGCGGCGUGCUGCGCGCGAUGGACGAGGCGGACCGCGAGCGCGAGCUGAUCGCGAUCCUCCUCUCCUGCCUGCACGAGCGCGGCACUCUCACCGCCGAGCAGGUUGCGGCGGGCUUCCGCGCGAUCCUCGCGGACCUCGACGACCUGACGAUUGACAUGCCGACCGCGACGCCGCUCCUCGCGCACUUCCUCGCCGACGCCGUCCUCGACGGCCUGCUGCCUCGCGCAGAGCUCGCUCGCUGGGCCGCCGACUUUAGCGCGGCGCCGGCGGCCGCCGCCGCGCUCGACGGCGCCGCCCUGAGGCUCGGCGGCCACCGGGGCGGGGCGGAGACGUCCCCGGGCGAGGUGGCGGCGGUGCGGCGCGAGGUGGGCUCCGUGGUGGAGGAGUACCUGUGCUCGCACGACGUGGCGGAGGUGCGGCGCCGGCUGGGCGAGAUGAGCUUGCCGGCUGAGCUGCAGCACAACGUGGUCCGGGUGGCGGGGCUCGCCGUCGGGCUCGUCCAGCGGAUGGUGACUGAGGAGGUCCUCUCGCCGGAGCAGCUCUGCCUCGGCCGCCAGCGAGCCGCCGAGGGACGCGAGAGGGAGGAGGCCGCACCGCCCGCUCCCCCCUCCCCCGACCCGGCUCCGGCCCUCCCUCUCCUCCUAGGCGCCGAGGACCUUCGCCUCGACAACCCGCGCGCGCCGGAGCUGAUCGCCGACUUCCUCGAGCGCCUCCCCGGGUGA